UCACUCCCUCUCUCUCUCUCUCUCUCUCUCUCUCUCUGCUGGGUCAGGAUGGAAAGGCUUACACAGGCAGGGGAGGAAACAUGUCAUGAGAGGUGAUGACACAGCCACGGAGACAUAUCCACAUCCUCACUGACUCCCAAGUUCGCUGCAUGCCACCACUGCCGUCGCUUCUGCUGCUGGUAGCGCGUCCCACAGAGGAGAGAGAGAGCCAAAGAUAGCCGCCACUCUCUCCCCACCUCUCUCUCUUCCUCUCUUUUUCACUUUAUUUGUGGAUGAUGGGAUUUUAAUCAUGUGGAAGACAGCUGAGCGGCUCUUCUGGAUUUCGCUGACACUGCGCCUGGUCCCGCCUGGCCUCCUCUGAGCAGGAUGGACACUCUGGAGUCAGAGCUGACCUGCCCAAUUUGCCUGGAGCUCUUUGAAGACCCGCUGCUGCUCCCCUGCGCUCACAGCCUGUGCUUCGGCUGCGCCCAUCGCAUCCUCAUCUCCCACUGUGCCACCAACGAAUCUGUUCAGAGCAUCGGCGCCUUCCAGUGCCCCACUUGUAGAUAUGUCAUUUCCCUGAGUCCGGAGCGUGGACUCGAAGGACUUAAGAGAAACGUGACCUUGCAGAACAUUAUUGAUAGAGUUCAGCGGGCCUCGUCGUCAGCUGGGGUCCCUCUACCGCUGCCUGCACCCCACAGCGGGCCCAACUCUCCCGGCGAGGAAGGGAGCAACCGGUUGGCGCUGGUCCCAGUCAGCGCCGCCAUGUCCAGCCCAGGCACGCCUCCUGAACCGGUCCAGUGUCAGUUCUGUGAGCAGGACCCGCCACAGGAUGCGGUGAAGACGUGUGUGACGUGCGAGGUGUCGUACUGCGAGGAGUGCCUCCGAGCGACGCACCCAAACAAGAAGCCGUUCACCGGCCACCGGCUCAUCGAGCCCAUGCCAGACUCCCACCUCAGGGGGCUCCAGUGUCUGGAGCACGACGAGGAGAAGGUGAACAUGUACUGUGUCACUGAUGACCAGCUGAUCUGCUCACUGUGCAAACUGGUCGGAAGGCACAGAGACCACCAGGUGGCAGCACUGAGCGACCGCUACGAAAAACUCAAGCAAGCCCUGGACUCCAACCUGAGUAAUUUGAUCAAGAGGAACAACGAGCUGGAGUCUCUUAUGGGGAAACUGAUCCAGACUUGUCAACAUGUAGAGGUGAAUGCGUCCCGUCAGGAGGGCAAGCUCCUGGAGGAGUGUGAUAUCCUGAUUGACAUUAUUCAGCAGAGGCGGCAGAUCAUUGGCAACAAGAUCAAGGAGGGGAAGGCACAAAGGAUUCGAAAGCUUGCCCAACAGAUCUCCAACUGCAAGCAAUGCAUCGAGAGGUCCUCCGCCCUCAUCACGCAAGCCGAUCAGACACUGAAGGAAACAGAUCACGCUCGCUUUUUACAGACUGCCAAAUGCAUCAACGAGAGGGUUUCCAUGGCAACUGCAUCAACUCAAGUGCUGAUCCCCGAGAUACAUCUAGCGGACACCUUCGACACUGUUGCCCUGGACUUCACCAGAGAGAAGAAGUUGCUGGAGAACCUGGAUUACCUUACUGCUCCGAGUGCUCCGUCUAUGAGGGAAGAGUUGUGCACGGCUUCCUACGACACCAUCUCUGUCCACUGGACGUCUGAUGAUGAGUUCACAGUGGUUUCCUAUGAGCUACAGUAUGCUAUCUUCACCGGACAGUCAAACAUUGCUAGUCUGUGUAACUCAUUGGAGAGCUGGAUGAUUGUACCUAACAUCAAGCAGAACCACUACACGGUGCACGGUCUGCAGAGCGGCACCAAGUAUAUUUUUGUUGUCAAGGCCAUUAACCAAGCGGGAAGCAGGAGCAGCGAACCGGGGACUCUGAAGACCAACAGCCAACCGUUCAAGCUGGAUCCGAAAUCUGCCCACAAGAAGCUCAAGGUGUCCCACGACAACCUGACAGUGGAGCGGGACGAAACCACGUCCAAGAAAGGCCACAGCCAGGAGCGUUUCUGCAGCCAGAACAGUUACGGCGUGGUGGGGAAUGUCUACAUCGACAGUGGCCGUCACUACUGGGAGGCUUUAAUUGGAGGGAGCACAUGGUACGCUGUGGGCAUAGCCUACAAAUCUGCCCCCAAGCACGAGUGGAUCGGAAAGAACUCGGCCUCCUGGGUGCUCUGCCGCUGCAACAACUCCUGGGUGGUUCGCCACAACAGCAAGGAGCUGGCCAUCGAGCCCUCGCCCCACCUGCGACGCGUCGGAGUCCUGUUAGACUACGACGCCGGUUUCGUGACCUUCUACGACGCCGUGGGCUCGCAGCACCUGCACACCUUCCAUGUGUCCUUCGUCCAGCCCGUGUGUCCCGUGUUCAACGUGUGGAAUAAGUGUCUGACGAUUCUCACCGGUCUACCCAUCCCUGACCACCUAGAGGGACUGGAGACUGACAACUGAAAACUACGGACAGACGAGAACAACUAGGCAUGAGCUGGUCUUAAUUAUCUUAAAGCUGCACUGGGUAAGCUUUGUGAAGACGAUCCUAUUUGGAUAGAGAAAAAAAUAGUUUCCCCAUCCGUUUCAAUGGUAAAUUAAAUAAAAAAAUAAAAAGAUAAAAAAGCGCAUGUGAUUGACCCAAUGACAUCACUUAAUCAAUCCAACCAAAUGAGACAUUACCAUUAGUGCAAAAUUACGUAGUGCAGCUUUAAUAUGCAAAGAAAAAAAAGACGAGAUGCCUGAAGUGUUAUCUCAUCCAGCUUCUCAAAAGUGAUUCUGAGUUGUUUACCAUCAUUUCUUAUAGCAAAUUAUGGCACUGGCUCAUGCCAUGUUCAGGACUCCUAGUUAAAAACUAGGAAAAACAAAGACAAAUGGAUAUAGUGGAGCCAGAAACUCCUUCUGUAAAGCACUUUGGGCCAUGAUGGGUGCAUUUGUACCAUGGCAACUAGGAAAAAAGCCACAAAUCAAUUUCUAUUUUUUUCUAUUUUAAACCACCUUAUCAGAUACAGCACUUCCCUGAAAGUACACACACUGACACUUCAUACACACGCAAAAACUUUAAAUCAAUCAUGGUUGCUCAGUAGAGCAGAAUAACAGUUGUAUAUUUUGUAAAUUCAUGGCAUACCUCCCCUUAUCUUUCCCUUGUUCAUUAAAAAGAACCAAAGUAGCUACUGAUGUCUGUUCAGAUGUCUUAACAUAAGUUAAUAAAUGCUUAGUUAUUUUUAAAAAGUGACAGAGAAGAAAUAUAGUUAUGCCAAUAUUAAUUGCAGGAUUCCCUUAAAUGUAAACUUUGUUUUUGCACAUUGAUCAUACUUUAUUCAUGCUUUUGUAGCCUUUCAUUUUGGUGCACUUAACAUGCAUUCAUAUUGGGAAAGUGCUGAUUGACUUGCGUUAAAUUGUGUUAAUUUGCUUUUUUUGUGGCAGCCGGACCUGUCCUGCCAUUAGGAUGUCAUGUGAUACAUAAUGUGUGAGAUGUGUUACAGGUGUAGCCCCAGGUUAUUGUUGGAGCUAAGUGGUAAAAUGCAUAUUUGGGUGUGAUUUAUUUCCCCUCACUUGUCUAUACAACAACACAUGGCUGUUCAGUAAGACUUCUUGGUGCUGGUGUGCCUAUACUCCAGCACCAUUCCUUUGCUUUUAACAAAGCGCGUCUUCCCAAAAUAUUCAAGCGUACACGUCGUGUUUACACUGAGUGAGGUCUUAUUUUUGCAAAUCUUCAUGCAUCAUGUUGUUCAGAAAGGUUGACUAACACCACCGUUCACUUUAUUGACAUAGCCAUGCACAGUGGGCUGUCCUCAGACUUGUUGCACAUUGAUGAUGUCAGUAGGGUACACAUAACUUUUCACUCAUUGACUUGACAUUUUAAAAAAAGAA
Molecule: messenger RNA, 3840 nt
Organism: Etheostoma spectabile (orangethroat darter)
Lineage: Eukaryota; Metazoa; Chordata; Actinopteri; Perciformes; Percidae
Product: E3 ubiquitin-protein ligase Midline-1
Exons: 10
Coding region: 367-2430 (687 amino acids)
Biological process (GO): regulation of microtubule cytoskeleton organization
Cellular component (GO): cytoplasm
Molecular function (GO): protein binding; zinc ion binding
Source: RefSeq, a predicted model, not a curated record